GCCUUUGAACUCCAUCAGGUGACCAAGAAGUCCAUCAGCCCAGCAGCUCAAAGUGUGGAAAUUGAUGUGUUCUCUGAAGACGACAUAUGUUUGUCAGAAAAGGAUCCCCAAAAGAAGUGUGAUACUACCAGUGUGCUCUCAGAAUGUAGCACCAUCGAUCCACAGGAUCCCUUUGGGCGGGUGCCUGAAAUGAUUCCCAAAAAAGAACCAGAGAGAUGUUUUCCCAAAGGCCUGGGUCACUGCUUUCCAUGCUGUGCCAUGGACAAGAGAAAGUCCCCCUGGAUCAUUUGGUGGAACCUGCGGAAAACUUGCUACCAAAUAGUGAAACACAGCUGGUUUGAGAGCUUUAUUAUCUUUGUGAUUCUCCUGAGCAGUGGGGCACUGGUAUUUGAAGAUGUUCACCUUGAGAAACGACCCAAUAUCCAAGCAUUACUUAAUUGUACUGACCAUAUUUUCACAUACAUUUUUAUCCUGGAGAUUGGUCUAAAAUGGGUGGCCUUUGGAUUUGGGAAGUAUUUCACCAGUGUCUGGUGCUGGCUUGAUUUCAUCAUUGUGAUUGUCUCUGUGACCAGUCUCAUUGACUUAAAGAGCUUGAAGUCCUUCCGGACCCUAAGAGCCCUGAGGCCCCUGCGAGCAUUGUCUCAGUUCGAGGGAAUGAAGGUGGUAGUCAAUGCUCUCAUAGGUGCCAUACCUGCCAUUCUGAAUGUUUUGCUUGUCUGCCUCAUUUUCUGGCUGAUAUUUUGUAUCCUGGGAGUAAACUUCUUCUCUGGAAAUUUUGGAAGAUGCGUUAAUAGAACAGAUAUAAACUCAGUUAUAAAUUACAGCACUGUUGCAAGCAAAACUGAAUGUGAAGGUGGAAAUUUAUCUUGGGUCACCCUUCCAGUCAACUUUGACAAUGUGGGAAUGGCUUACCUUGCCCUGCUGCAAGUGGCAACAUUUAAGGGCUGGAUGGAUAUUAUGUAUGCAGCUGUCGAUUCCAGAGGGAAAGAUCUACAGCCAGGGUUUGAGGAGAAACCAGAAAACUACCUUUUCUUCGUGGCUUUUAUCAUCUUUGGUUCAUUCUUUACACUGAAUCUUUUUAUUGGUGUUAUUAUUGACAACUUCAACCAACAGCAGAAAAAGAUAAGUGGUGAAGACAUUUUUAUGACAGAAGAACAGAAGAAAUACUAUAAUGCAAUGAAAAAAUUAGGAUCCAAAAAACCUCAAAAGCCCAUUCCAAGACCUCUGAAUAAAUGCCAGGGUCUCGUGUUUGACCUAGUCACAAGCCAGGUCUUUGACAUCAUCAUCAUCAUCCUCAUUUUCCUCAACAUGCUUAGCAUGAUGGCUGAAUCAGAUGACCAGUCUGAAGCCACGAAACUCGUCCUUGAGCGUCUCAACCUGGCCUUUGUGGUCAUCUUUACAAUUGAGUGUCUCACCAAAAUCUUUGCUUUGAGGCAAUACUACUUCACCAUUGGCUGGAAUUUAUUUGAUUGUGUGAUUGUGGUUCUUUCUAUUGUUAGUACAAUGGUUUCUGCCUUGGAGAACCAGGAGCACAUUCCCUUCCCUCCAACACUCUUCAGGAUUGUCCGCUUGGCUCGGAUUGGUCGGAUCCUGAGACUUGUUCGGGCAGCACGAGGAAUUAGGACUCUCCUUUUCGCUCUGAUGAUGUCUCUUCCCUCUCUAUUCAACAUCGGUCUUCUACUUUUUCUGGUUAUGUUUAUUUAUGCCAUUUUUGGUAUGAGCUCUUUUUGCAGAGUGAAAGAGGAGCAUGGAAUUGAUGACAUAUUCAACUUCAAAACUUUUGUCGGCAGCAUACUCUGUCUCUUCCAGAUCACCACCUCAGCAGGCUGGGAUGCCCUCCUCAAGCCCAUGCUGCAAUCAAAGGAUUCAUGCAACCCCAACUUAGACAGCCGUCACCUCCCUGCCAUAGCCAUCACCUACUUCGUCAGUUACAUCAUCAUCUCCUUUCUCAUUGUUGUCAACAUGUACAUUGCUGUGAUUUUAGAGAACUUUAACACAGCCACUGAAGAAAGUGAGGAUCCUUUGGGUGAAGAUGACUUUGAUAUAUUCUAUGAAGUCUGGGAAAAGUUUGACCCAGAAGCAACACAGUUCAUCAAAUAUUCUGCCCUUUCUGACUUUGCCGAUGCCCUUCCUGAGCCUUUGCGCGUGGCAAAGCCCAAUAAAUUUCAAUUUCUCAUGAUGGACUUGCCCAUGGUGAGUGGAGAUCGUCUCCACUGCCUGGAUAUUCUCUUCGCAUUUACCACUAGGGUACUUGGUGACUCCGGUGGCCUGGACAGCAUGAAAGUGAUGAUGGAGGAGAAGUUCAUGGAAGCCAACCCUUCCAAGAAGUUAUAUGAACCCAUAGUCACCACCACCAAGAGGAAGGAAGAGGAAAGAUGUGCUGCUGUUAUUCAAAAGGCCUUUCGAAAAUACAGGCUGAAGAUGUCCACAUGUGCCUUGGAAGACAGGCCCCGUUCACCACUCCACACACUCUGCAAUGGAGACCUGUCCAGCUCUGGGGUGGCCGAGGGCAAAGUCCACUAUGACUGAGCCCCUACUUCCACUCCUACCUCACAGCCUCACAACCUGGCCUCUGGCAUCUGAGCUCCAGGGGUCCACAGCUCAGUGUGUGAACAAGCAGUUGACUCCCUGAACUAGCCAUCCCAUUUUUUUCUGCCUAAAAGAAGUGAUAUUUCAAUGUUUAUUUCAAACAGGUCACAGGGAUAGAAGAUAAGGCUGUCUAUGAAUCACUGGUGCUGUUUUAGCAAGGAAAAAGACACUCGAAGGGCUAUAAAGGACACACUAAUGUCAGGAUUGAAACACAGUUCAAAUCAUGU
Messenger RNA from Odobenus rosmarus divergens (Pacific walrus), 2816 nucleotides. Its product is annotated as sodium channel, voltage-gated, type XI, alpha subunit. Lineage: Eukaryota; Metazoa; Chordata; Mammalia; Carnivora; Odobenidae. Gene Ontology annotation, cellular component: axon; plasma membrane; voltage-gated sodium channel complex. The record is from RefSeq and is a predicted model, not a curated record. The transcript has 11 exons. Gene Ontology annotation, molecular function: voltage-gated sodium channel activity. The annotation marks the transcript as partial. Gene Ontology annotation, biological process: neuronal action potential; sodium ion transmembrane transport; membrane depolarization during action potential.